Messenger RNA from Aspergillus wentii DTO 134E9, 2436 nucleotides. RefSeq names its product Het-C domain-containing protein. The record is from RefSeq and is a predicted model, not a curated record. The transcript has 3 exons. Bases 1 to 2436 code for a protein of 811 amino acids. NCBI's taxonomy places the organism in Eukaryota, Fungi, Ascomycota, Eurotiomycetes, Eurotiales, Aspergillaceae.
AUGAGUCUAUUUUCCCAGAGCUUGUCUCUCUCCGUUUUCUUUAUUUUUGGCUUUUUUGGACAAGCCCACGCAUUUGGCGCUGGUAACAUAGCAUCUUUAUCUCGCAUUGAGGGCCAGAACUGGCGUCAUGGCGAUAUUGAAGAUGCACUUUUGACUCUUUUUCUGGCCCGUGUUGCGGGUGGUCGUAAGUUUAGCAAGCUUGAUGUCAAACGUGUUUACUUUGGCAAUUGGCUCCGCGACUAUAGCCAGGCCGUCGAUGUCGGUACCUUAAAAUAUGUCAGCGCCGAAGCCAUUCGCAUCUUGAUAUGGGUGUUGGGCUUUAUGAGUUUUGGGUACGGAACAAGAGAAUUUGAGGUGACCACAGAUCGUUUGGGAUGUUACGAACCUACAGAACAUAUUGACAACCCACUGGGUUAUGCUGAGGGAGAGGACGCUCGUGACUAUGAUCAUCGUUUGAGAGGGCCCGUUGACGAGGAGAAUGAGCUCUCGGUUGAUUCAAGGACCGGCCUCAAAAACUACAUUGCAUCUGAGGAUAUGGGUAUUGCGACAUCGGCUAAUCUAGUACGUCGUGUUUUCCACCGCUCUAUUCAGCUGGGCCGUCGAUAUGCGAGGUCCCGAAGUGACGACGAUCUUUAUGAAGCCCUUCGGUUGCUUGGCACUGGCUUGCAUUGCCUGGAAGAUUAUGCCGCUCAUUCGAAUUAUACGGAAUUGAGCCUCAUCGAGCUUGGAGAAUCCGAGGUGUUUCCUCAUGUUGGCCGAAACACUAAACUCGAAGUUGAUGGCGCACAGGAUUAUGUUUAUCCAAUCGUCACUGGCACAUUUGGCGGAGUGGACUUCUUUCACUCUGUGCUUGGGGAGUUAUCCGAUAAAGCAACUCAGUCCGAAGUCCAAUCAUUGGAAGGUGUCAUCAAUGAAUCCCAAGCCGGGUCCCCCUCCGAAAGUUUCAUACAGGACUUGCUUAGCAGAAUUCCCGAUGGAAUUAUCGACGAUAGCGAUAGUCAGACAAACAGGAUGGAUGACUUCAAGGCAAAGGCAGAUGACACCAAAAAUAAUGGCGAGCGUCCAAGUCCUCGUGAACCUGAGCAAUGGACCAAUUACCUAAACAAUGUCCAAGCGCAAAUUUUUCCAGUCCUGGAAUGGCAUGAUGAACUGAUCAAGUCGAUCAACCAAGCAAUUGAGAAAAUUCCCGUGCUACCGGAGCUCAUCGAACAGAUCCAAGAUCAAAUAACGGUCUUUGUCUUUUCUAUUCUUGCGCCUUAUGUUCUUCCAAUUAUCCAGCAAGUCAAGGUUGAGCUACAGACUGGGUCCUCCGAGGUUAUCCAGAGUAGCAGAGAACAGCAGCAUGUUGUGUUCAAUGAUGACGACUGCUCAAACCCGACCCACUCAAUGCUCUCGAAGGACCACUUCUCGAAUAUCCUAAACGAGCCAGCAGGUCGAAUAGCUUCUCAAGUGAUCAAAUGGACAGUUCCACAGCUGAUGGCGUGCUGGGAUGAUGAGGACGCUGAUAUUGAUCGGGCUUUGGAUAGAAUUGUUUCUGGAGUUUUCCAUCACCCCGCUCUGCGUGAGUACGGGGAAGAUGGUGCAGCCGACAUCCGCCAGAUUAUGUUCGGAACGGUUGAAGAGUGGUGGAGCGGGAAAAGUGAAAACGAACAGGAAUCUCUUCGCGAGCAGCUGUCCCGCGACGGCGUUCUCGAAGGUAAAAAUCACAAAGAAGGGGUUCACGAUUCCGGGCAUGGCUGCGGAAAGCCGUUGGCCUUACAUAAAGGUAGUGCUCAUUCUAAUCAAAGUCAGCAAUCAAAUAUCAGCAGCUUUGGAAGAGUUGCUACCAAUGCCGCCGGUGGUGGUGGGCUCGGAGGCUUAGUUGGUGGGCUCGUGAGCGGUGUUAACUCAUUGAUUAACAAUGGCAAUUCCGACUCUAAAUCGGAAAGACCUGAAGUUGGCUUGUGCGAGGACAAUAGGCCCCCUGCCUAUGGUUAUCCCGAAAGAAAUGAUUACCAACAACCACAGUAUGAGAACCAGGAGUAUGGCAGCCACGGACAAUAUAGCCGACAUGAAGAAUUUGGAAGCCAAGAACAAUACGGACGCCGUCAGUAUGGCAACCAGGGAUAUUACGCUCGAGAGCAUCAGUAUGAGAAGCAGGAGUCAUAUGGUCGUCAGCAACAGUAUGACUCCGAGGCCUACGUUGCAGAUCGUUCAUCAUACGAAGGCAGAUAUGGAGAUCAAAGUGAACGUGAGCAUCAUGAAAUUUGCGAGAGCCGCCAGCAUGAACUUGGUUAUGGGUAUGAUGACGACAGCCGUUAUCCCCAUCAAGAGCCACGAAGGAAUUAUACCCCACAUGGAGACAUUGAAGAACACCCUGGAUCUUAUUAUGAGCCUAGCAGCAGUUACAGGAGCAUGGAGAGGGAAUCUUAUGGAUAUGAAAGGCGUGAGCAGUAA